AUGUCUAAAAAAAAUAAUAUUAAACUUAAGAAAGAAAAUGAAACUAUAAAUAAUUAUUUUUCACAAUCAAAAUUUUACUUUAUUUUUCUACUUAUUAUUGCAUUACUUUUAUCAGUAUGUCAUUCAUAUUAUUUAUCAUUAUUGUAUGAAAAUGACAUACAUUUUUCUUAUCUAGCUGAUUUUGAAAGAGAAAUGGCAUAUAGAACAGAAAUGGGAUUGUAUUUUUCAUAUUAUAAAACUAUAGUUAAGGCAGAAUCUUUUGUCAAUGGAUUGGAAAAGAUAAUUUAUGAUAAUGUUACUGAAUAUGGUCAUGAAAUUAAUACAUUGAAUAGAUUUAAUCUAUAUCCAGAAGUUAUAUUAGGAUUUUUAUAUAGAAACUUUAAAAAUCUUAAUGAUAUAUUUAAGUUUACUAGUGAAAGAUGUUAUCAAACUAAUAGAGGUGGUGAUUUACCACCAAUAACUUCAUGUGAAGGUAUACUUAAUUAUCAUUACUUUUAUAUUUAUGGUGUAUUUGGUAUUUCUGGUACAGUAGCUGGUUCUAUUUUUUUAAUUGGAUGUAUAAUUUCUGAAACCUUUUUUGGUGGUUUAAUUUCAUUUUGUUGUUUUAUGUUUAAUCAUAGUGAAGCUACAAGAGUUCAAUGGACACCACCAUUAAGAGAAUCUUUUGGUUAUCCAAUGAUUCUUCUUCAAAUGCUUAUAUUGACUGUUAUUUUAAAAUGGAAAUUACCUAAAUUUAGUUUGUUAUCUUUAUUUACAAUUUUCACUACAUCUGCAUGUCUUUUCUGGCAGUUUUCACAAUUUGUAUUUUUUACUCAAGUUUUUGCACUAUAUAUUUUAUAUUUAUUAGCUUAUGUACCAAGAAAUAUUAUAUCUUCAUUAAUUUAUUCUCAUUUAAUGGGAUUUAUUAUAUCAUAUAUCUUGUUAUUUGGUAAUGAUAUGAUGUUAACAUCACUAUACUUAACAUCAUUAUUAUCAUUUAUAGUUAUUUUCCACUUCUUAGUUUAUUUUGAAUCUCAUACACCAAAGAUAAUCUCAGUUCCUUUACGUUUAUUAUUAUUUGUCAUUUUAACACUUGGAUUAAAAUACGGAAUUUCAAAUACAUUGAAUAUUGAAGAUGAUUCACACAUUUUUGACAUUGUAAAAUCAAAAUUUAGUGAUUUUGCUAAUUUUCAUACAAGGUUAUAUACUUGUGCAGCUGAAUUUGAUUUUAUAACAAUGGAACCUAUAACAAAAAUUUCAAUAACUUUAUUAUUUCCAACUGCUAUAGUUGGAUUUUUACUAGUUAUCUUUUAUGUUUUAAAGAAAGAACUCUUUACAUUAUUAAAACCAUCUAUUUAUCCAUUGGAUAAAAGUUAUUGUGAUAUUAUUUAUCAUGCUUUACAAAGUAUAGCUUUUUGUAUAUUAGCUUGUUUAAUAAUGAGAUUAAAACUUUUUGCAACACCACAUUUAUGUAUUUUAGCUGGAGGUAGUUUAAAUACAUUUUUUUGGCCUAUUAAAUUAAAAAAAAUAUACAUUUAUGGAAUAAUAUUUGGAUUAAUUGGUUGUAUGGGAUUUAAAGGAAUAGAAAAUGUUCAAAAAGAAUUAUCAAAAAUUGGAGAAUAUUCAAAUCCUGAUCAAGAGUUUGUUUUUGAAUGGAUAAAGUAUAAUACAAAAGAAAAUGAUGUUUUUGCUGGGCCUAUGCCAUUGAUGGCUAAUGUUAAAUUAUCAACAUUACGCCCUAUUGCUAAUCAUCCACAUUAUGAACAUGUUGAGAUAAGAAAUAGAACCCUAAAAGUUUACUCUGUUUUUUCAAAAAAAGCAAUUGUUGAUGUUUAUAAUACUUUAAAAAAUAUGGGAAUCAAUUAUUUUCUUUUUCAACCUCAUAAUUGUAUGUCACAUCCUACAAAAGCUCAUUGUUCAUAUAGAACAAUGUGGGAUCUUCAAGAUCCAGAUAAUAUUAAUAAUAUUAAUAAUUGUGAAUUAAUUGAAAAAACUAUUCAGACACGAAAUCAAAAAUUCAUUGAACCAUUUGAAUUAGUAUACAAUCAAAAGAAUUACGUAAUACUUAAAUUUAGUGUACUUAAAAAAUAUCCUACAAAAGUUUAUGAAUUAGAAAAUGGACAAGGAUCCCAAACUGUUUUUAUUGAUGAAAAAGGGCGGAAUUUUAUUUGGUGUGAAAGUUUUAAAAAAAGUGAAUGUUUAUCAGGUAAUGUUAGUGAAUGUACAGUAAAGAAACGAUGUUAUCGUGAAAAUUAUGAACAUACUAUUAGUUGUUCUGCUGCAUAUGUCUUUGAUACUAUUAAUAGAUUUGAUUUUGAUAUACAUAAUGAUGCUCUUCAAGCUAAAGGUUGUUGGAGUCAAGAACAUGCUCAUUUAGAAUGUCUUGAUAUUAAAAAUUGUAUUUUAAAAGAAAAAAUUCGUGCACUUGAUACAAAUAAAUCAGCUUUAUUUUGUUGUUGUUUUGAAUCUAAUUGUAAUUCAAAAGAAUUUCUUAGAUAUCAAGUUGUUACAACACAAGAAGAUCAUGAAUUAAAUAAAUCACUUGUUAAAAAAGAUAAUUUUAUGACUCAAGAUAAAUUAGUUCAUACCCAUACAACAAUUAUACUAGCAUUAUUUUUUAUUUUAUGUACAUUUAUUUUGUUAUGUUCACCAAGAAUAGUAAGAAAUAUUAGAAAAAAUAUUAAUGAAACAAAAGAAAAAGAAAAAUCAUCUGUUUCAUUGGAAAUUAUUGAUAAUGGUAAAAAACCUUUAUUAGUUGAAAAAGAAAAACCAAGAUCAAAUCAUAAACAAAUUGAUAUAAUUGAAAUUUUGGCACGAGGACGUUUUGGUGAAGUUUAUAAAGGUAUAUAUAAUGGUCAAAUUGUAGCUGUUAAAACAUUUAAUCAAGAAAAUGCUGCUAGUUGGAUAAAAGAAAGAGAUAUUUUUACAAAUGAAUUUGUCAAAGAACAUGAUAGUAUUGUAAAAUAUUUAGGAAUGGAUUAUAUUAAAACAGAAAAUUGUGUUAGUUAUAGAAUCUUAUUACAAUAUCAUGAGAAAGGUUCAUUAAAUAACUAUUUACAUAAUCAUAAACUAACUUUUUAUGUUGCUACAAAAAUGAUGAUGUCAAUUAUUAAUGGAAUUUGUUAUUUACAUGGUGAAAUUAAUGGUGGUGAUGAUUCAAAACCAACAAUUAUACAUAAUGAUAUUAAAUCAAAAAAUAUUCUUGUUAAAGAUGAUUUGUCAUGUUGUAUAAGUGAUUUUGGAUUAUCAACAACAUGCUUAAAUGGAAGAAUGCCAUCAGAUGAAGUUUUACAACAAGUUGGAACAAAAAGGUACAUGGCUCCAGAAAUAUUAGAAGGUGCAACUGAAUUUAGUGCUUUUGCAUUUUUACAAGUUGAUAUUUAUGGAGCAGCAUUAGUAUUAUGGGAAAUAUUAAGUAGAACAUUUAUUCCAGAAAUGGAGUCAUUAUCUAAUAUACCUAAAUAUAUAUUGCCAUAUGAAGAUAAAGUUGGUAUGAAUCCUACAAUAGGUGAAAUGAGAAAUUUAGUUGUUAUGAAAAAAAUUAGGCCUGAAUUUAAUGAAUAUAUUUUUAAAAAUACUUUAUCAACUAAAAUUGUUAGUAUUAUAGAAGAUAUGUGGGAUUCAGAACCACAUGCACGAAUAUCUGCAGGUUGUGCUAAAAGUAGGAUGACAGCAAUUUAUGAACAAUUUUCACCUGUUCCAGAUAGUGAUGGUUUAUAUACAAUACCAGAUUGUGCUGACUUAAUAUCAUCAGAGGAGAUAAUUUACUAUGAUUCAUCUGCCGAGACAACAUUAAUGUCAACAUAUUAA
Strongyloides ratti is the source of this 3789-nucleotide messenger RNA. Its product is annotated as Punt. Gene Ontology annotation, molecular function: mannosyltransferase activity; transmembrane receptor protein serine/threonine kinase activity; ATP binding. Gene Ontology annotation, cellular component: nuclear inner membrane. The record is from RefSeq and is a predicted model, not a curated record. The transcript is spliced from 6 exons. Bases 1 to 3789 code for a protein of 1262 amino acids. NCBI's taxonomy places the organism in Eukaryota, Metazoa, Nematoda, Chromadorea, Rhabditida, Strongyloididae. Gene Ontology annotation, biological process: protein phosphorylation; cell surface receptor protein serine/threonine kinase signaling pathway.